UGCUCCAGUAAAUUAUUACUAUGUAAAAGAAAAGCAAACAAACAAACAUACUGCGAAUUUGUUAUUGCAGUCGCCCCAACAAGUCAAUUAACCAACAAGUGGAGUAACCAGCAGUUAAGCAGCAAAAAGUGAAACGUACACAAAACGUGUGACACGCAGAAAAAGUGAAGUGCAGAAAAAAGCCCACGCACGCGAGGGUGUUCCCUGUUCCCGGGUUCCCCGUAUCCCCGUAUCCCCGGUUUCCCUGAUAAUUAGUGCGCCACGCCACGCCACACAAAAGUCACGUGACAAAUGGGGGGCAAACGAUAGAGAGAAACGAUCCAUCCACGCAACAGAAGAAGAAGUUACUUCCUUCCGGGAAACAGACACCACCGCCAUGUCGCUGCGAAGCAACAAGUUGCAGAGCCAACAGUCGACGGCCAGCAAUGGGAGUGGCAACAGCAGCGGGAGUGGCAGCGGCGGCACGGGACAACAGCUGCAACAUCCCCCGAUGGCCUACCAGCAGCAGCAGCAACAACUGCUCGCCCAGCUGCAGCAGCAGCACAAGUUCCAGGCCCAAAUGGGUAGCAACACCAGUCGCAACAAUCUGGCCACACUGGUGGCGGCCAUCAAUGGAUCGCACGAUCCAACGGCCGGGUCGCCGGGCGGCGGAGUCGGCUAUCAACUGUCGCCGGCGGCCGCCUCUCGGGUGGCCCAUGCGCCGCCACACUCGCCCCUGGGCCCGCCCUCGUACAGUGCCGCCACCGCUCAGUCGGCCUUCACCUACUACGGCCAGCAUCCCGGAUCCCAGCACCAGAUGCACCACUCCUCGUACCACCCCCAGCAGCAACAACACCAACAGCAGCAGCAGCAGCAGCAGCAGCAGUCGCUGCCACCGCCCGAUCUCACGGAUGGCAUCGAUCACCCCGGAUCCCAUGGAUCUCCGCCGGAUUCGCCCAGUGCCGCAGCAGCGGCGGAUCUCGAGCAGCAGCUGUGCGUCGUGGCCAAGAUGCAAAAGUCGGUGACCAUCACGGUGACGCCGCAGCGUAGCAACUCCAUGGAUUUCCUCAACUUUGAGGAGAAGCGCCAGCUGAUCGCCUCCUCGCUCUCCCUCUCCGACAUUCUGCACAGCAACAGCGGAGCCAACCAGCAGGCCAAGGAGGCGGCGGCGGCGGCAGCGGCGGGGCUGGCGAUCAAUGGGAGUCAGUGUGCUAAGAAACAGAAUGGAGCUGCCAUACGCACAAACAGCCUCGGAUCGGGCACCCGCACUCCGCCCCUGGAGCGGAAGAGCAAAUUUAGCGCCCUGGGACGCUUCUUCAAGCCCUGGAAGUGGCGGCGGAAAAAGAAGAGCGAAAAGUUCGAAGCGGCCUCCAAAUCUUUGGAGCGCAAGAUUUCUGUACGUGCCAAUCGGGAUGAGCUGGUGCAAAAGGGGAUACUGCUGCCGGAGAGUCCGCUGGGGAAUAUACCGGAACCGGGCGAGGAGUCGUACUACAACAAUGGAGGAGGAGGAGGAGGUGGAGCCACCGCCAAUGGCUCUUUACUCAGCACAGCCGUCCACAACAAUUCCAUGAAUCAGGCCAAUAAUUCCAUAAAUGCCACCACCUAUGGCACGGCAGGGAAUCCCCUAAUUUCCGCCAGCCAACAGCAACAACAACAACAACAGCAGCAACAGCAGCAUGGUCUUCCCAAUUCGAUUUCCGUGCAACAGUUCAACGGAGGUGCCGGCGGCCAGCCACAGAAUUCCAUGGCCAAUGGCUGCCUUAUUGGUGGUGGUGGUGGCGGAGGAGGUGCCGGAGGGGAUGGCUCUUCGGACACAUCCUCAUUGAGUGGCGGCGUGCCCCAUUCACAGUCGGCGCCACAGCAAUUGGGCGUGGGCCAGCAGCAGCAGCAGCCGCCGCCAUUGACACCGCUGGCGCAGCAUCAUCAGGCGCUGGCACAGCAGCUGCAGCAGCGAUUCGCCAUCAGCAAUAAUAAUGAACCAAGAAAAGACAAGACUGAUGCACAACAACAACAACAACAACAGCAACAUGGUGGCAACGGCACAUUAUCCACGCCCAACAUCGAGCAGCCGCAAUGUCAGGGUUCCAUGCUACCGCCACCCGGCGGCGGCGGCGGAGGAGGAGGCGGUGGCGGCCAUCACCAGGUGGAUGGAAAAAUGGAGAGGCCCAACACAUUGGGCGGCGCCAAUAAGCUGACCCGCCGAGGAGUCAAUAUUUGCUACCACAACGAGCACAUGUAUGGCGACGAUGGCGGCAAGAUGGUAGGCGGUCCGCCGGGCAGCACACCGCCGCCGUAUGCGGGCGGCAAGCUGCCACCGGGGGUGAUGCUCAGCGAACUGCCAGAGCCGCCGAUACCGCUGUCGGAGAUCGGACCGAUCCCACCGCCGCCAAUGUUCUCCACGCCGAGCCCCACGCUCAUCGCUGGACGACCGCACGGGCCAGGCGCCAUACACGAUCAGGACUACCAGCAGGACUAUGACUAUGAUGAUCACGAUCCCGAUCAGGACGAACUCGAUUCGGACGACGAGUAUGCCCCAUACGGCGGUGGCGGUGCCGGCGGCAAUCAUGUCCGCAUGAUGGACACCCAACGCGUUGAGGAAAUUCCAGCCAAAGAGCCAAAGCCAAAUGCAGUUCCUCUCAAAUCGGCCCUGAAGAAGAAGGGCGGCGCCCUGCCAGCCUCCGCCUCUACGCCCGUGACCCCCACCCAGGAGCACCAUCAUGGGGGCGGACCAGGCGGCGGCGGCGGCGGCGGCGGUGGCGGUGGCCAAAGUGCAGCCACAGCGGCGGCCAUAUCCAAUAGCAAUGGCGGCAUCGGCUCCAUGGCAGCAGCCGCCGCAGCAGCGGCCCAACAAUCGGCCAGCCAGCGGCCUCUGGUGGUGCGCCAGGAUGCGGCAGGGAAUAACUAUUCGCUCAAGCCAAUACUACGACCACGGAUUAGAAUAUGCAGGCAGCAAAUGUUCAACAUCCAGUUGCCGUGCACCGUGGAGAACAAGGAGAACACUCGGCCCUCACAUGUGAUACGGGAGAGCAGCAGCGACAGCGACGAGAGCGAUGGGCAUAUCGUCUAUCGCGACGACGAUAACGAUAACGUGCGCUUGGCCAAGCUGGCACGCAAGGAGUCGCUGUCCUUGAAGCUGCAACUGCGGCCGGACAAACAGGAUCUGAUCAAUCGCAACAUCCUGCACCAGGUCACCGACAACGAGAUCAAGGAGUCCAAGGAGGCGAUCGGAGCGCGUCUCAUACGACGGCUUUCGAUGCGGCCCACUGCCGAAGAGCUGGUCGAGCGUAAUAUCUUGAAAACUCAAUCACCCGCCGAGGAGAAGAAACAAAAGGAGGAGAAAAAGUCGUAUCUGUUGCGGAAGCUCAGUUUUCGGCCCACCGUCGAGGAGCUCAAGGAGAAGAAGAUCAUCCGGUUCAAUGACUACAUCGAGGUGACGCAGGCCCACGACUACGAUCGCCGGGCGGACAAGCCAUGGACAAGACUGACGCCAAAGGACAAGGCCGCCAUACGCAAGGAGCUGAACGAGUUCAAGUCCUCCGAAAUGGCCGUCCACGAGGGCAGUCGGCAUUUGACGAGAUUCCAUAGGCCAUGACGAUUGCAAUGGCAGCAACUUUCCAGCAAAUUGCAACAGAAGCAACCCAAGAAGAAGCAACAAUUGUAUUUUAUGCAACAUCAAAAUGUCAGCAAAUAUUUAAAGGCAACAAAUUAAGAGCAGAAAACAGUUUUCCUCCCAGAUAGUAAAUUCAAGUAAAAUACACAAAGAAAAAACCAACAAAAAAAAACAAAAAAAAAAUGGAAAGAAAAGAAAAGAGAAGAGAAAUGAAAGAGAGUCCACAUUCAAGAACAUAAUCUAGGUUUGAGAGUUUUUUUUUUCUAAUUCUAAGUUCUUUAUGUUUUGUUCCACCCACUUCUCUAUUUCUCUAUUUGUUAAUUAAAUUAAUUGUAAAUAAAUUUCGUUCGAUAUAUUCAAUCCGAUUUGUCAAGAAAACGUUAAUCAAAAUAGUACCGAUUCGUCGAUUCGUUGUGUAGAAAAAUGUUAAGUCGCUUUUGUCAGCGCCCAACCAUCGCGCUGAAGGCACAUUAUGUAUUAUAUUAUAUAAACAAACAAUAAAAACAAAAACGAGAAGAGGAAGAAGAA
Messenger RNA from Drosophila persimilis, 4117 nucleotides. Its product is annotated as neurogenic protein mastermind. The transcript is spliced from 13 exons. The coding region runs from base 377 to 3571 and encodes 1064 amino acids. Gene Ontology annotation, molecular function: actin binding. NCBI's taxonomy places the organism in Eukaryota, Metazoa, Arthropoda, Insecta, Diptera, Drosophilidae. Gene Ontology annotation, biological process: actin cytoskeleton organization. The record is from RefSeq and is a predicted model, not a curated record.